Clonostachys byssicola is the source of this 768-nucleotide messenger RNA. The record is from the annotation of a GenBank genome assembly. NCBI's taxonomy places the organism in Eukaryota, Fungi, Ascomycota, Sordariomycetes, Hypocreales, Bionectriaceae.
AUGGCGCAACGAUCUUUCAAGGACACGUUUGGCGAGGAGAUUGAUUACCACGCCGGUCCGCAGCCCGGUGGUAGCAUCCUGCCCACACCCGAACCGACCGACGAUGCGCAGACGACCGCCCUUAAGCUACGAGCUCUCUCCAAGGCUGUGGAGGAGGGCGCCAGCCUGGCUGUUCGCACCGGAUACAAGCGUGCAGUUCACUCGGGCCGCGACCCUGUCAUGAUCGCCAAGCAAAGAAUGACGGCUGCGGAGGCGGCGCAGUACGACUUUUGGGCGUUUGGGGGUGGGAUGCCUGACAUUAACUGGCAGGUCAGCGUGAAGGACGUCGGAGGCGCCGCCCUCUUUCCGUACCAUACUGAAGCGAUGCGUGCUAUCUGGAAGGACAACUCAAUUACGCACGAGAACGCGGCGUGGCUGCACUCUGAACUCAGGGCCUUUUUACCCCUCGUGAUCGCCGUGUCCAAGGUAUUUGCUGCCCGGCGAGACCUGGUUGGUGGUCAGGAGGCCCUCGCCGCAUUGGAGAUGGCCGAGUUGCAGACGGCUCGCAAGAUUAUUGGUACUGCAGUGGGCAACGUGAAUCAGGCUUUCGCCCGGCUGCGCGCCAUCUCUCGUGAUGUGAAUCAUUCGCGCCAGGUCAUAAAAGCUCGAGAGAACGCCCUCAAAAAGAAGAUGUCUCCGAACAAACAGAAGAAUGAAGGUGUUAAGAUCGAAGAUGUUAAGAAUGAAGGGGAUCCGGAAAGAAGGCUGGGCGGUAGCUUUGCAAUCUGA